Messenger RNA from [Candida] anglica, 1182 nucleotides. The record is from the annotation of a GenBank genome assembly. Lineage: Eukaryota; Fungi; Ascomycota; Pichiomycetes; Serinales; Debaryomycetaceae.
AUGGAACCAUUGUUAUUAUGUUCACUUCGUGGACAUGGUGCUCCAGUUGUGUGCAGUUCAUUUCUGUCGAUAGGACUAUUUUCAGGUGAUUCUAAAGGAUACGUAUAUUGGUGGGAUGUCAAACUGAAGAGACCACAAAAGAAAUGGAAAGCUCAUGAUGAAACAAUUGUACUGAUCCAAUUGUUUGAUAACAAUACUGUUCUAUUGACUCAUGGUCGAGAUUCUAGUAUCAAGUUUUGGGAUUUAAAAGCUUCAAACUUGGAACUUUCAGUUACUGAAUUACCCGUAAAUUCACUAAAUUUUUGUAAUGUAGCGAUUAAUUCUUCGAGACUUCUUCUAACUGCAUCAACGGUUGAUUCAGAUAAAUUUGAUAUUUAUUCCAUAACCUCCAGUCAUCCACUUCAGUUCAGUCGUAUAUGUCAUCAAGUUGAUCCGUGGCAAUUGUAUCAAAAGGCUCUUAAAACUUUACCAAUCCCAUUAGAUGAUGACUUAUCGAAACGUGACAAGUUUGGCAUUAUGAUGAAAUCUAUAUGGAUUAAUGAUCAAGUUUUUUAUAUUGCAUAUGAAUCAGGACAUAUUCUUGGUUUCUAUAUAGAAUCAGAUGAUACCAGUCAAGUGUCUCAUACAAAGAAAGUUGGUGUUACCACUACAACUUCUUCAUCAUUGAUCAAUCGAGGUCCAAAAAUUAAUUUAUUCCAUAUAUCUGACCAAUUGUGUCCAAGUCCAAUAUUAUCUAUAGCAUAUGAUGUCAAACGGAACGUCUUGGUUGCGGGAAGCUCUGGGAAGCUGGUAUUAACUCUUGAUGUCCCAGAGAGUUUCUCCUCUUUGAUUGAAGAUUCAUCAAAGGCAAUUUCAAUCAAACACGCUGGUUUGAGUCAUAUGGUCAUCAUUGGUGAUAUAACCAUUAUAACAUUCUGGAAUGGUAUCACCAAGGGAUUUGUUUCGGCUUCAAUGGAUGAGAUUUGGAAGUUUGACAAAAUCUUACCAACCAUUGAUAAAAAUGAUGAAACCCAAUCGAAUAGACUCAAAGUCACCAGUAUGACCUUCCAAGUUGCAACGCCACGAGAAUCCCAAAUAACCAGAAGCAGCAAGGAAUUGAUACGAAUGAAACGAGACACCUUGGAUAAGAAUUUAUUGGCAAUUGGGUAUGAAAAUGGAAUCAUCUCGGUCUAUGAAGUUUAA